GCUGUGACAAACCCCCCCCCCUCUCUCUCUCUCUCUCUCACACACACACAUCCGCCGCAAACAUGGCAGACGAGUUGUUGGAUGUUGUUGACAUCGAGGGAGAUGAAUGUGAUGAAAGAGUCGGGGACUUGAACAGUGCAGAGAUUCUCCAGGAUCAGUAUUUACAGUCUGCCUGGAAGAAAAACAGCAGUAUACUGCCGUGGACGCUGGACAGCUCCAUCAGCGAUGAGAACAGAGAGGCCAUUGAGAGCAUGCUGCUGGAGGAACAGUAUUAUUUUGCCAGUAAAAAAGCACCAAAGGUGGCAUGGACCAAUGAGAAGACUAAAGUAAAAAAGGCAUUGGUGAAGAGUUCUGGAGCUCAGACUCGUUGGGUUGAAGAGGAGAAAGAUCUCUUUGAGAAAGGACUGGCUCAGUUUGGCCGUAGGUGGACAAAGAUCGCCAAACUAAUCGGCACUAGGACAGUUCUGCAGGUGAAGAGCUAUGCUAAGCAGUACUUCAAAAAUAAGUCUAAAACAGACACACCAGCCAAAGUGCCCUCGUCUAAUGUGACUUCAGACACCAUGUCGGUCCCCUCGAUCCAGCCUCAUGUCUCAGCCCUGACCAAUGCUGUGCGCAUCGAGCAACUUUCUGAUGAUGAAGAUGUUGACAUCACCGAUGACUGCAGUGACGAUGGGCUUCAGUGUGAAAACCAGCCAGAGCCCCCAGGCUCCCCAGAGUGCAACCACAAAGAAGAACUCAGUCCAAUGCCACAUCCGUUAGACGUACUUUUAAACCCUGUGUCUGAAUCAGGAAGCACAGCUGAAGAUGGAGCCACUGAGCCAGUUACAAAUGGAAACGCUGGCAUUAUUACUCAUAUUGAGAUUGAUUCUGAACCUGAAGAGGAAAGUGGGACGCGCUUCUCUAAAUCAGGCAGCCCAGGCAAACACAGCCUGUCUGAGGAGGAGAGCACUGAAAGAGAAGAUAAGACUGAAUCAGGUGGAAGUCCUGAGGAGGAGGUGGAGGAAGACCAGGAGGAGCUCAGAGCUCCUGAUCAGGAGGUUGUACUGGACCUAAACACCAUCACAGAGGAGGAGAAGCAAGCCUUCCCAGAAUUCUUUGAGGGGCGUCCAUCAAAAACCCCAGAGAGAUAUCUAAAAAUCCGCAAUUACAUCCUGGACCAGUGGGGGAGAAGUAGACCCAAAUACCUGAACAAGACUUCGGUGCGUCCAGGCUUGAAGAAUUGUGGGGAUGUCAACUGCAUCGGUCGGAUACACACCUACCUGGAGCUCAUUGGAGCUAUUAACUUCAACUGCGGUAAUGGGAAAACAGAGAGAGUGUGGGGGUGUAAUCUUGCCCAGAGACUGCAGUCUAUGCGCACAAGGAAGCGGCGCAUUCGGGACAUGUGGGGGAAUUGGUGUGAUGUUAAAGAUCUAGAGGGUCAGACGUAUGAGCAUCUGAGCGCAGAGGAGCUGGCUAUCAGAAGAGAGGAGAUGAAGAAGAAAGGACCAAAACCAUCUAAACUACCCAAACAGAGAGGACUGGUUCGAAAGACUGUGUCGAUGACGUUUGAGGCUACAGACGUCACAAUAAAACACCUGAAGCGAGAUCAACAUGUAUGGGCCACCCUAGUGAUAACACUGCAGUUUAUUUUGUUGUAUAAAAAUGAAUUUCAUCAGACUUAUUUUGUCUGUUGUGUCUCGUCUCAGGAACCAUACAAAGUGAUAGUUUGUGCUGAGGCUCUUGUUGUCAUGGAUAUACAUGCUCAUGUAUCCAUGGGAGAGGUGAUUGGCCUUUUAGGAGGAGCAUAUGAAGAGGAAGAGAAGGUGUUAAAGAUCUGUGCAGCAGAGCCAUGUAACAGCUUGAGCACAGGUCUGCAGUGUGAGAUGGACCCUGUCUCUCAGACUCAGGCCUCGGAGCUGCUCGGGGUCAAAGGUCACAGUGUGGUGGGAUGGUACCACUCUCAUCCAGCCUUCGACCCCAACCCCUCCCUCAGAGACAUUGACACUCAGGCCAAAUACCAGAGUUAUUUCUCUCGAGGAGGUGCUCCGUUCAUCGGGAUGAUUGUCAGCCCGUAUAACUCAAGUAACCCAUCUCCCCUGUCUCAGACCACCUGUCUGCUGGUCCAGGAGGAGACCGGACCCUCUGGACCUCAGAGGUUUCCAUACCGGUUUAACAUCCAGUACUCAUCUGAGCUUCCUGAUUGGUCAGAAGUGAUGAGAAGAGCAGAAUGGGUGGUGUUCAAGUACAGGCUGUCUCAUGGGUGAGCUGUGUGUAGGAUUUUACGGGGUCUUUCUUGUAUGGUGUGCCUGGAAAAGAUGCUUACAUCAAUCCGGAAGACUUUGGAGCAGGUCUCAGAGAUUGAUAUAGAGACUUUCCUGGUACAGAUAGAAACCUUGUUUAAUACACAUUUUGUCCCUGAGACCGGCUCUUCCUCCUUUCAUCUUCAUGAAACAGCAACACAUCCUCAGUUACUGUCAUUCAUCUCCUCUGAGCCAAUCAACAGCAGCCAUGCCACGGAUGAGACGUGUGUUACUGAGUCUGACAGCCCAGAUGAAUUGUACACUACAAGACCUGUCAACCACGUUAAAAGCUGUAAUGAAGAAGAGGAUGCACCUGUUACACAGUCUAUCAGCCCUGUGUAAAUACUGCUACUGCAGAGGACACAUGUAUCAUUCACACAUUGUACAAAAUUAUGUGUAACAUUGCAUUCAUGUAGAUUUUUAUUAUAUACGUUUUAUAAUAUAGUUUUCAUAAAAGUUGAGUUUAACCACAAAGCUCUAUUUAAAGUGAAGGUUUAAACGUAAUACUUUUUUUUUUUUUGUAGUUUGAUGUAAUAUUUUGAGU
Cyprinus carpio (common carp) is the source of this 2823-nucleotide messenger RNA. RefSeq names its product Myb-like, SWIRM and MPN domains 1. Gene Ontology annotation, molecular function: polyubiquitin modification-dependent protein binding; metallopeptidase activity. Lineage: Eukaryota; Metazoa; Chordata; Actinopteri; Cypriniformes; Cyprinidae. Gene Ontology annotation, biological process: double-strand break repair. The transcript has 21 exons. Gene Ontology annotation, cellular component: BRCA1-A complex; BRISC complex. The record is from RefSeq and is a predicted model, not a curated record.